UGUUUACUACACUGGUAGGAGGACGGUUGCGUUUUCGGUUGCACAGAAGGUGGCGAAUAGUGAACGAGACAAAUCAUCAAAAGAACGCAAAAAGAAAAUAGUAGAAUCGAAAUUGCGAUUUUUCGAUUUGGCGUCGUGUGCCGUGUGUCGUGUGUCGUAAAGUGUGGCAAAUAGCGCGUUUGUCGUUUAGAUCUUUUGUUACACACAUACACACACAAACUAAUGUAUGUAUGAAGCUGUAGAAGUGUAUUUGGAUUCAGACAAAAAAAUUGUCAACAUCUUCGACAACAACUAUAUUUGUGUCACUUACCAGCCAGAAUAUCUGUGCUUGCUGUUGUAACCUGACCGCAGCGCGUUCUUUGUGUCGUCGCGUUUGCCACUCCGCGUGCGCGUCUGUAUGCGCACCCACUUCUGCGUUGUGUAUGCAUCCACCUGCGAGCGUAGAAAGUGUCGCGCUCAUUAUACGCUUCUUUGUGAAGCGAGCAAUUUGUAAAAUCAACAAAGAAAUUCUUUCCAAUACGCGAAGAGAGAUUUUUAAUUAAAUCUUCUUUUGCAACCAAAAAAAAAAACAAAAAAUAUAUAAAUAAAAUAGAAAAUAAAAACUCUUUGCGAAAGCAUUUCAUUGAAAAUUUCUGCGCAAUCAAAGAGCGAAGAUGCGCUUUGGUUCCACAGUUAGGUUAUUCCGGCACAGCUGUUGCAGACUGCUAAGCACCAGCAGCAUAGCCAAGUGCAUUCUAUUUGCUGCGUUGUUGUUGCAGGCCUUAGUAGUGGCAGCAGCGGCCGAUGGCGUAACAGCUGGUAGAGGUGGAACGAAAGGAUUACCGCGCAUGCGGGCAGCGAAAAUAGCCCGCGUUCAUGGUCUGCAAGCAGUGCCGGAGGGAUUCGGUGCAAGUGAUUCCAACGCCAAUAGCAAGAAUAACAGCACAGCGCCUGGGACGAGGGCGCGAGGCGAGCAGAGCAGAUAUGGUGGCGUUACGGACAGCAGCAAUCAGUUAACUGGGAAAUACGAAAUUCGCAGUGUUUCUGGCGAACCCAAUUACAAAUCCGUUAAUCUAACCUGGGAAGUGGAAUUUGUGCCCUCCGCCGAUUCGAAAACACCAGCGAACGAUAUUGAUGCUAUCACCAACAGCAGCGCCGAAGUGGAACCGCCGAAAGCCUUUCAGAUUUUCUUUUGUGAAUUGCAGUCAUUUGGACCGCAUCGUUGUCGCUCCAAAUUAGUCAACCAAACUCAACAGCUGGAACCAAACGGUAACAGCCACUACAGUAAUAGUAGCAGUCCCACUAACAACAACAAAGGCAACAAUAAUUUAGAAAUUGAGCAGGUGAAGAGCAAGCGACAAGUACGUCAUUACGCUGUCCAAAUCGACAAUCUCCGCAUGGCCACCAAAUACAGCUUCCACAUCCGACCGCAAGCGAAGCGCAGAAAUAUGAAAAUCACCGGCCGCUCCGAGCUAUUCGGCAACGAAAUCGAUGACGAUACGAAGGGUGUGCCACUCGACGGCGGCCAAACCAUCAUCAUACCAACGAAAGGAUUUGCUGCGCAAGCCACAAAAUGCUUGCCACAGGCUUCAGAGAUUGAAGUGGAAACAGGUCCUUACUUUGGUGGAAAAAUUGUGGUAGAUGGCGGUAAUUGUGGAGUGAAGGGUAAUCAAAAUGAUGCCACAGAUCGCUAUACGAUGCGCAUCGAUCACAAAAUGUGUGGCAGUUUGGUGAAACCAGAAACGAAUACAGUUGAGACGUUUAUAACGGUACAAGAGAAUUUGGGCAUCUACACGCACAGCACACGAAGAUUCGUCGUAGUGUGCAGCUUUCAGUCGGGAAUGCAAACCGUGCGCGCCAGUUUCACGGUGCCCGGCAGUGAUGGCGUUGCCGCUCCCGUAGACAAUGAUCCCUUCGAACCCGACGAUCGCCUAGGUCGUGAGCAACGCUACAUGCAUUUCGUUGACAAGAGUGCGUUGGUAUUAAAAGAGCCCGCGCCACUGGAACCUGCGCCGCCAGCAGCGCACACACAAGCCUUGGCUUCGGAUGAAAGUGUGGCGCUGGUCGAAGAAGUAAUCGAUACCGCAAAUAGCAGCUAUAGAUAUAAUGACAACAACAACAAUGUUGCUAGUGAGCUAUCGGCCGUUGACAGCAAUGAUGUGCCGAAUAGUGUAGCGCUGUUGGAGGACAUCGUGCCGGGGGUGAACGAGCAGCAUAUCAAGCAUGAAGAUAAAGUAUUGAAGCUACAGGCGGUCGAUGAACAGCCAGAAGUUGAAGUACAGCCGACGAUGCCGGUUGUGGCAGCACGAGCGGCUAAAUAUGCAAAAUUGGUGCGCGAGCAGGCAGCAGCAAAUUUACUAGCGGAUGAGGUGAACGCCAGCGGUGUAUUGGGCGUGGAGCAGUGGUAUCACUUGCGCAACUCGGUCCAUGGGCGAGGCUUCGCCACUGCUCUGGAUCAAAUUUCAUCAAACGCUGGCAGUAUCAUCAUCACCGUGUCGCUGUCUGUGAUAGUUUUAGGCGUUUUCAUAUAUGUCGUGUUUCGUGAAGCGCGUCGACAGCGUUUCAUACGCAGCAACAUUCGAAUGCAACAACUACAAUCAUCGCGCGCUUCUUCGCCAACGACGUUAGCGACAGAGAAGUCUUCGCCUGGAAAGCGAACCAUGCCGCGCGCUCUGCAAUCGCAGCACGCACAGGGCAGCAUGUAGAAAUACUAGGGCGGGUCUUCUCAGUAAUAAUAUUUUAAAUAAACUAAGUUCAGUAGGAUAAAAGCAAGAAAUUAGAAUAGUAAAUGAGGAACGAUGACAUUUCUGAAGUUUGAUAAGAAACAGCAGAUUCAUUAACAAAAAAUAAUUAAUAUGAAUAGAAAGUGGCGCAACCACACGCAAGAGCUGCGGUGCGGAGCGCAUACAAAGUCGCCAGCCUAUGCUCAUUUGUCUUGCUAAAGGAUAAAACUAAAGCAAAACUCGAUAGAUAUACUGAAAUGAUAUUAUUUUUUAGUGAUUUAGCUGAAGGCGACUGAGCAUAGAAGAGCAGAUAAAAUGCCACCCAGUGGAACAAAAAUAUGAUAAAAUAAGAAAAAAAAAUACAUUAUUAGGUUCUAAUAUUGCUAGAUUAGAGUGAAACCGUACAUAAAUACUCUUUUUGAUAAAAAUUCUUUAUUUUAAAUAUUUUCUAAGUAAGUAGGUUUCAUUAGUAGGAAAGCACUCAGAGCGAUUUAGGUGCGUGAAAAUGCAGGUUUUUACGUGAUUAAAUUAUGUAUUUUUAAAACUUACAACAAAACACUCAAUACAUUCAUUGAAGCACACAAUACAUGUAAAAUUGACUAAAAUAUUGUAAGACCAGCAGGAUAUUCGAUAUAUAAUAUUUCAUACAUUUAAGCUUAAAACUUAGGUACUUUUACUAUAAAAAUUCGCAUGCGUUACAAAUACAAAACGUCUGCAUGUUUUUGAAAGCUGUAUCUUAACUUAUAUUUUACAUAUUACGCGUGGCUUUUUAUUUCUAUCUGUAGCUCAUAAGAAUAGCACCGUUUUUACUAAUUAUCUUUAAGUGAAACUUGUAAAAAUUAUUAAAAUAAAUUUUAA
Anastrepha obliqua is the source of this 3560-nucleotide messenger RNA. RefSeq lists its product as uncharacterized. The record is from RefSeq and is a predicted model, not a curated record. The coding region runs from base 654 to 2684 and encodes 676 amino acids. NCBI's taxonomy places the organism in Eukaryota, Metazoa, Arthropoda, Insecta, Diptera, Tephritidae. The transcript is spliced from 6 exons.